Molecule: messenger RNA, 2473 nt
Organism: Esox lucius (northern pike)
Lineage: Eukaryota; Metazoa; Chordata; Actinopteri; Esociformes; Esocidae
Gene: popdc1
Product: blood vessel epicardial substance
Exons: 9
Coding region: 819-1940 (373 amino acids)
Cellular component (GO): sarcolemma
Molecular function (GO): cAMP binding
Source: RefSeq, a predicted model, not a curated record
UACUGAAAGCAUUGCAAAAACAUUUUUGGGGUACAGUAACUGAAAAAGGUUGGGAGACACUGCUGUAGGUCAUCCCUAUGGUGUUAACCAGUUAGUCAUUUAUAAAGUGUUUUCUCAUAAAUCACAUUUUGGUUCAAACAUUUACAAUUCAAUGUAGUCAUGCAGGGAUUGUAUCUUGAAUAAGGUUCAUUAGAGCCUAAAACAUUUCGUGCAUUUCUUCAUUCCGCUCACCAAACUCAUCGAGCAGCUCACCACUGGAGUGAAAGGGGAACACAGUUUACAUUUUGUCUAAAUGUACAUUUUGAAAGACGUAACACGAUUCACUCGGCCGGUUGGAUUAGCCUAGUGGUCAAGGUACUAUAUUUACUCUAUAUAUUUUUAAAGGGAAACUCUACCUCCCCCUGUUGGUUAAUGUGGACAUUGCAGGUACACAGCAGCGGCGUAGUGUUUGACUGCUCUCGUCCCUUGCCCAUUUUAGUCAAUGCAUGUCAGCUCACUGGAAUGUGCGACUCACACUGUGCAGCCACCAACUCGCGAGGACCCUGCAUUUAUAUGGACAAGUAUAGCUCCUCAAUACUUGUCCAUUGUUUUCUUUUUCUUUCCAGCGACGGGUUUCGUUGAUUGCUGUCAGAUCUGUAGGUUAAAUAUCUGUCUCUAUUCUCUGACUUCGAGUCAGCGUGUAAAGAUCACAUAGAUCUUUUGUUAACUCCUUGUGGGGCAUGGCUAUCUCUGCAGUAAUCAACAAAUAAAUCUUCAAGGAAAUCCUAGAAAAACAGCUGAAGGUGCAGCUUGAAAGGUGACCCCUGGGCUAGAUCAGUAUGUCUGCCUCUACAGAGAUGACCAGUAGUCUGUACUACACUACCUUAGCCCCCCUGUGGUCAGCAGACCUUGGGGUUAUCCCCAGGGCUGGAAGUCUGAUGAUGACCACCAUGGAGCCCAACGUGACCUCCUGUGAAGAGUGGGAGGAGGCUCACCACCUGCUCUUCCACCUGGGGAACCUGUCUCUGCUCAUAGGCCUGGUCAUCCCCACCACUCUUAACCUGCACAUGAUCCUACUGCGCCUCAUGCUGAUGACAGGAUGUUGUUUGAUCAUCACCUGGGCAACGCUGUACCGGUGUAAUCUGGAUGUCAUGGUAUGGAACAUGGUCUUCCUGGUGGUCAACUUCAUGCACUUCUUCUACCUGGUCUACAAACGCAGACCUAUAAAGAUAGACAGGGAGCUGAAAUCAGUGUACAAGCGGAUGUUCGAGCCUCUCCAUGUGCGUGAAGCCCUAUUCCAGAGACUGACGGGCCAGUUCUGCACCAUCCAGUGCCUGAAGAAAGGACAGGUGUAUGCAGCUGAGGAUAAGACCUCUGUGGACGAGCGCCUUAGCAUCCUCCUCAAAGGAAAAAUGAAGGUGUCCUAUCGAGGUCAUUUUCUUCAUAACAUAUACACAAACGCCUUUAUUGACUCCCCUGAGUUCAGAUCAACUCAGAUGCAUAGAGGGGAAAAGUUCCAGGUGACCAUCAUGGCGGAGGAAAACUGUAAGUUUCUCUGCUGGUCCAGAGAAAGGCUCACCUACUUCUUGGAGUCUGACUCCUUCCUGAAUGAAGUGUUCAAGUACCUAAUUGGAAAAGACAUCACCAACAAGCUAUACUCUCUCAACGACCCAACACUCAGUGACAAGGCAGCAAAAAAAAUGGACCAUCAGCCCAGCCUGUGCUCUCAGCUCUCUAUGAUGCAGAUGAGGAACAGCAUGGGCAGCACUAGUGACACUGACGACAUCCUGAACCAGAUCCACCGUGGAGGCUCCACACAUCAGAAAUCUCCUGCCUCAAUGGCAUCCAAAAUAAUGAAGCCCAUUGAAGAAACUAUGGAAGAUGAUGUCUUUCUAGACUCUGAACCAGACUCUCCUGUUAAGAAACCUCACUUGCCCACAGCAGCAAUAGAGGAGGUGUAAGCAGCUGUCAUCAACCUAUAACAACCACCUACCUAUUCUGUAACUCGAUACAAAGCCUGGUUUGUUAUGCUAGAAUAAAUUGAAACUGUUUGAAAAAUGUGUAUACAUUAUAAUAUUUGAAAACCAAAACUCUUUAUUUUCACAUCUCAGUAUGUCUUGUAGUGGUUGUUAUUGAGAAUUUUUAGCUGGUGUACUUUUUAAUCCUGUUCAUGUGGAUGUUGUAGAAUACAUUUGUUAGGUUCAGCUUGAUUUGACAUUUAACCUUUCAGGAAUUAUCAUAACAAACACCAAAAUUCAGUAUUUGAUCUCCCUCUGAGGAUUUUUCUUUUUUCAAACUUUUUAUUCUUUGUGACAUUUACAUGUAUUCUAUUAUUUAUAUAUUGAGUAUACAUUUGUACAUUUUAUGAAUGUUGGUGUUUGUACACUUAUGUUACUUUUCACGUCUAUGACUAUACAAGUGUGUGAUCAUUGUUAUUAUUGCUAUUAUACUAUAGUGGCUUAUAUCACUCAAAGGCAAUACACAAUUUUUCCUA